Messenger RNA from Chroicocephalus ridibundus (black-headed gull), 788 nucleotides. RefSeq names its product mitochondrial ribosomal protein L4 (gene MRPL4). Lineage: Eukaryota; Metazoa; Chordata; Aves; Charadriiformes; Laridae. The record is from RefSeq and is a predicted model, not a curated record. Bases 1 to 645 code for a protein of 214 amino acids. Gene Ontology annotation, biological process: translation. Gene Ontology annotation, molecular function: structural constituent of ribosome. The transcript is spliced from 6 exons. Gene Ontology annotation, cellular component: ribosome.
AUGGGCGUCGAGGUGGCCGGCCUGCCCGGCGUCCUCUGUGCCACCCCGGUGCCAUGCGGCACGACACAGCCGGAGGCCCCCGCACCCCGUCAGAGCUACGCCAAGGUGAAGACGCGGGCGGAGGUGCGGGGGGGCGGCAGAAAGCCAUGGCGGCAGAAAGGAUCCGGCCGGGCUCGCCACGGCAGCAUCCGUUCGCCCCUGUGGCGCGGGGGGGGCAUCGCCCACGGGCCGCGGGGUCCCACCAGCUACUACUACAUGCUGCCCAUGAAGGUGCGGGUGCUGGGGCUGAAGGUGGCGCUGACGGUGAAGCUGAUGCAGGAUGACCUCCACGUCGUCGACAACCUGGAAACGCCCACCGCCGACCCCCAGUACCUACUGGAUUUGGCGCGCUACCGGCGCUGGGGCCGCUCCGUCCUCAUCGUCGACGUCGACGAGAUGCCGGAGAACAUCGCGACGGCCGUAACCGGCUUGAAAACCAUCAACCUCAUCCCGGCUUUGGCUCUCAACGUGCACAGCAUGCUGAAGCACGAGACGUUGGUGCUGACUUUGGCCGCCGUCGCCUUCCUGGAGGAGAAGCUGCUGUGGCACGACACCCGUUACUCCCCGCUCUACCCCUUCUCCAUGCCCUACAGCGACUUCCCUUAGAUUCCCCCCCCCCGAACCCCCCCCCGAGCCCCCACCAGCAGGGUGAGACCCCCCCCCCCCCACCGGGCAGGAUCCGGCCCCCCCCAUCCCAUUGGAAGGGCUUUUUGGGGGGCUGCCGUGGCCAUUAAACUGGUUUCUCCCCA